Exophiala mesophila is the source of this 2176-nucleotide messenger RNA. RefSeq lists its product as uncharacterized. The record is from RefSeq and is a predicted model, not a curated record. The transcript has 2 exons. Gene Ontology annotation, cellular component: post-mRNA release spliceosomal complex. Gene Ontology annotation, biological process: mRNA splicing, via spliceosome. The coding region runs from base 193 to 1875 and encodes 560 amino acids. Lineage: Eukaryota; Fungi; Ascomycota; Eurotiomycetes; Chaetothyriales; Herpotrichiellaceae. Gene Ontology annotation, molecular function: RNA lariat debranching enzyme activator activity.
ACAAUCGUGAAUUCAAGACCAGAACACUUCGCUAAUGGGUAUUUAAAUAAAACGCUCCUCCUGCCCUUCUUCUUCUUCUUCCUCUCCUCCUGCGAUUUCAACAUUAUGCCUUUCGUCCUCAAACCUUUCCCUACACCUCUUUGCGAUUCUUAUAUCAAAAAUUAAUCUACACUCAGUCGCGACUCAAUCACAAUGGGAAUUGCUAAAAUCUUAGUUGUCGGCGCCAUUCAAGGCAAGCUGAAAAAGGCCUUUGAGAAGAUCAGUAAACUCCAGGCCAAACAAAACUUUGACCUCGCGCUCAUCAUCGGCGAUGUCUUUGGAUCUACAAGUGAUAAUGAUGCCACUGCAGACCUGAGUGCCUUGCUAGGUGGUCAGAUCAAUAUACCAUUAGCAACCUACUACACUACUGGCAGCUCGCCCUUCCCAGAUCCUGUCCAGCAGAAGCUCGAGGCCGAUGAAGACGUUUGCCCCAACUUGUUCUUUCUCGGACGCAAAGGCACAUUUACUACGACUGAAGGUGUCAAGAUUGUCAAUCUAGGUGGCAACUUGAUCCAAAACGAAGCACAAACUGCAGAGGCGAUCGGCAAGUGUGACUCGCGAUAUCUUGACAAUGAUGCGCGUGGCCUUCAUGGCGCUAAUUCAGCUCACAUUCUCCUUACCAAUGAAUGGCCAAAGAACAUCAAUCACGGCUCUCAGAUCAGACUCCCAGAGGAGUUAAAGUCACAGUCCAGUUCGCAAUCAGUUUCUAAUCUUUGUGAAGCACUCAAGCCCUGGUACCACUUCUCCAGCUCGCCAGAAUCAUUGUGGGAACGUGAGCCGUUUGAGCAUGUGCUGGAGUACCAUUCACUUGAUCAACCAUCAGUGACCAGGUUCAAAAGCCUGCCAAGCGUUGCCAGUCCAACCAAGGAAUGGAUGACGGCAUUUUCUCUGGAUACCUCGAGACCUCCUUCCACCGUCGGGCCACCAACCAAAUCACCAUUUCAAGCAAGCUCGCCCUCGCGCAAAAGGCCGGCUGAUGAGGGCAACUAUCAGCGAUAUGAUCGAGGUGGCCGUCAUCAAGGUCGUCAUAACAAGCGGGCGCGAGGCAAUCGCUUCGAUAGCAGUGACUGCUUCAUGUGCCUGAACAAGAGUGACUUCAAAACUCACAUGGUUGUGUCCAUUGGGGAGGAGAGUAUGGUCACGACACAGCGAGGACCCUUGUCCACCAUGUCCACCUUUCCUCAACUCUCGUCAUCUGGACACGCAAUGAUCAUCCCACACUACCACGCUGCCGAUGAGCUCGCACAUGGCAAGAGGUCUGUUGAAGAAGUAGCAAAUGAGUUCAAAGAGAUGAACAAGUUCCGUAUGGCGCUCAGCAAAAUGGUCGGAAGUAAGAGUCAAGGUCAGCUUGGCACUGUUUGCUGGGAGGUUCGUCGCAACGGCAUCCGCCAUCACCACUGGUCAUUGAUUGCAUGUCAUGCCGACAAGAUCAAGAACGGACUUGUGGAAGCCGCAUUUAAGGUUGCGCGGGAGCAACAUGGGUAUCCUGCUUUGGAAAACUGCGACCCCGAGAGCCAGCUUCCCUCGGACUCCGAUUACUUCAGAGUGUGGACAUGGGUGUCUAAUCCCGUCGAAAUGGCAGAUCAGACCAACGGGGAUGCCACUGAUGAUCAGAAUGUAGGAACGAGCACGUCAAUGUUCUUUCCACUAUCAGAAGAUCUGAAGUUCAAUAUCUGGUUCGGAAGAGAGGUCAUGGCUGGUCUGCUGAAGCUGGAAGAUCGUGUGAAUUGGAUGCACGCAUUGCUCCGGAAAGACGGGAGCGAGCAGACUGCAGAGGAAGAAGAUGCCGAAGGAUUGAAGAGAGACUUUGAGGAUUUUGAUUUUGCUAUGAAAUAGGCUGCGAGGGAGAAGAAGCCUGAUGAGCAUUGCUAACGGUCGAUGGAUCAGAUCAUCGAGUAAGUAAUUAAUUGGGCGUCAGGACCGUGGUAAUUAAAUCUCAUUUGAUUGCUUCCAUCUCUCGCACCACAUUUUGUGAAUACGGAGUAGGCUGAGAGAGCAUUGACCAGGCUUCAGAAGAACUCUGGAAGACGGAUGUUUGGGGUUGCACCAAAGUCAUGACCGAGGUCAGUCAGUGGACGCGUGGAUGCAGGAACCAUAUUUAGUGAUGGAGCCCAGCGUGGGCACUUUUCAAGAUUUA